CUGAACCGGCGCGGCGAGAUGCCCGACUCCGGUAAUGGCGGCUCCGUGUUCGACACGAUCGCGAACGUCAUUGGGCUGACGCCGGCGAAGCCGCUCAACAAAUUCGGCAAGAUCUGGUACCAGGUGUUCCUGUGGGCGCUCUUCUCCUCGCUCUUCGUGCACCUCGUCGCCGCGGCGAUCGCCUUCUGCCGCCUGCACAGCCACAAGUUCGGACGCUGGACGCCGCUGCUGAUCGUGGCGAUGGGCGUCGUGUCGCCGCUGACGGGCGGCGCGCUGACGAGCGCCGUCGUCGCGGGCGUUUACAGAUCCGCCGGCAUCGUCAUGCAGCCGCUCUUUGCGCUCUUCUGGGGCGUCGGGCAGACGAUCUUCGUGCUGCUCGUGUCGUUCUCGCGCAUUCUCGCCACGCUGUGAGACGCGCGCGCACACGCGGCGAAGUUUGCGCGACGUCGCGGAGCGGCGGAUACCGAUCGUUGGUGUCGUGUCGUUGGCGUGAACGCAUUUAUGCUAAACGUGCGUUUGGUCGUUUAGAGUACACGUGUGUUCGUGUGUUGAAAUGUCUCGAGCUGCGAGUUCUCGUGUGGAGAUCGUGCGUACUUUUGUGGUUUUAACGGUGCAAGUUGGAGAAUGCGUGUGGAUUUACGAGGGUGAUAGCAUAUAAAUUAUGUUUUUAAGUGAAGUCUGUUUUGGUGUCGUUAGUGAGGUAUGAGCAUUAUAAAAAUUUGUAAUAUCAUUUUUAAUAGUCCAUGCUUUCCUCCUUGGUAGCAGUGGGAUUGCUUGAAUACUCGUAUUCUCAAUGGUACAUGGUUGCACAAAAAAUUAUUGAACUGGUUUUCAGACACAGAAACUUCAUUCUUGUAUUAAUUAAGAUGUUCGUCAUGAAAAAAUGAAAAGUAUAUAAUUUUCUCUGUGUUAUUGCAACGAAGCAGGAACAGUAGGUGCUUUUUCUAAACAUGUCAGUUUUAAUAUCAGUUGUCACUCGUUUAUUUCUAUGUAAUAUAUGAUCAAUGUAUUGGCAAUAAAUGACCAUAGCAUGUA
Molecule: messenger RNA, 1035 nt
Organism: Priapulus caudatus
Lineage: Eukaryota; Metazoa; Priapulida; Priapulimorpha; Priapulimorphida; Priapulidae
Product: transmembrane protein 170A-like
Exons: 1
Coding region: 19-411 (130 amino acids)
Source: RefSeq, a predicted model, not a curated record